Messenger RNA from Struthio camelus australis, 1098 nucleotides. The record is from RefSeq and is a predicted model, not a curated record. Lineage: Eukaryota; Metazoa; Chordata; Aves; Struthioniformes; Struthionidae.
AUGCAAGAGGAGAUGGCACGGCGCGAGGAAGCCGAGCUGCAGAAGAGCCACCAGAAGCCGCGCAGCCCCGAGGGCUGGGGGCUGCUGCAGGCCCUGUGGUACCUGGCUUUCUACAAGCCGGUGAUCACCGAAGUCCACCUCCGGAGGAAAAACAUCAAGUUCAUCUUCAUCCGCUUCAGCGCCUGGCAGUACGCGGGCUGCGACAAGCUUUGGGCCGGGCUGGUCACCACCCUUUGCGACAGCAUCCGCCACCACUUUGGGGCUCUGCCGCUCAGCCUCUACCACGUCAUGGGCAGUCGGCCCCACUUUGCCUCCGGUUUCAGCCAGAAGGAGUGGAUCCUCAAGAAAAACACGUGCCUCAAGCUUUGGGGGCUGCUCUUCGUGCUGAGCGCGGGCCUCAGCGUGCUCUUGGUGGCCUUGCUGGUGCCCGGCAUCAAGGACAACCGUGCACUGAAGGUGAUCGGCAGCACCAUUGCCUCGCUGUCGGGAUCCGGCUUGGUGCUGGGCGCCGUCUCCGUCAUCAAGAACCUGCUCAUCAGCGAGAAGAAGAAGAUCGAGCGGCUGACCAACAGCGAGAAGUUCACCAGCCAGCUGGGCUUCAUGAGCAAGGUGCGCAACGAGAUCGAGGCGCUCAUCAACUUCCUGGCCUUCAUGGAGAUCUUCGAGAAGCGGCGGCUCCGUGUUGUACUGGAGAUCACCAGCUUGGACAUCUGCUUCCCGGAGAAGGUGGCUGGGGUGCUCAACGCCAUGAACACGUUGCUCUCGGACGCCAACAGCCCCUUCAUCUUCAUCCUGGUGGUGGACCCCAGCGUGAUCGUGCCAUGCCUGGAGCAGACGAGCUGCAUGAAGGGCUUGGCCGACAACGGGUACCUCUACCUCAACCGCACGGUGACGUUGCCCUUCUCCAUCCCGGAGAUGGGCUUGAGGUCCAAGCUGCAGUGCCUGGAGGACGCGGUGCAGACGCGCGAGGACCUCAUGUACCGCAUCAUCACCAGGAACGUGGAGAGGAACCUGCACCGGAGCAGGGCCAAGGGCGAGCCGGCGGCGCCCCGGGAGCGCAGUGACUACAGCUUGUCCGUGCCUCCCUCUCUCCUCUAG